CUUUCUCAGUUGAAAGUCAGAGCUGCUGAAGAACGGACGAGAAAAUGACAGACCACAGAUGGAUGCACUUCAGCAACGGCGUCGUGCCGCCAAAUGCCGUGGUGGCCGGUCACGAUUCGGAUGGCGACACCAUCUACGUGGGACGCGCCUUCUUCUCCAACGACAUGCUGCCGGCGAAGGUGAUACCCAACAAGGGCAAGGCCUACGUGGCGUAUGCGCGCGAGGAGCACGAGCUGGAGAACUACGAGGUGCUGUCCGGCUACAGCUACGAGUGGCUGCCGGCGGAGAAUGGAGCUGUGCCGCCGAGCGCCGUCAAAGUGGGCAGGAAUGUGGACGGCGAGUAUUUGUAUGCGGGCAGGGGCUAUCAUGCCGGUAGCCUAACCAUGGGCAAGGUGCAUCCCUCCCACGGCUGUCUGUACAUCCCCUACGAUUCCGAUGAGGUGAAGAUCUUUGCCUACGAGGUGCUUAGCCAGCCGGAACGCUGGAUCGACACCACCGCCACAAAUAUCCCCGAUGGCGCACUAAUUGCUGGCCACGAUUCCAACGGGGACACCAUCUACGUGGGCCGCGUGUUCCGCAAUGGCGAUCUGCUGCCCGCCAAGGUGGUGCCUGCGAAGGGCAAAGCCUAUGCCGCCUAUGCCCAGGCGGAGCACGAGCUCACCGAUGUCCAGGUGCUGACCGGAUCCGGAUUCCGCUGGGUCCCAGCCUCGCACGGCAAUGUGGCGCCCGGUGCACUGUCCUCCGGCCCGAAUGUCGACGGCGAGUCUCUGUACAUCGGCAGGGCCAUCUACUGCGACAGCUUGAGUGUGGGCAAGAUCCAUCCAUCGCACGGCUGCAUCUACAUCCCGUUCGGCGGCGAGGAGGUGCGCCUCGAGAACUACGAGGUUCUGGUGAGGAUCUAGACGCGGCGAACAGCCAUUUUUUUUUUAAUAAAUCUAUUUUUACACAAGAA
This is a messenger RNA of Drosophila santomea, 952 nucleotides long. RefSeq lists its product as uncharacterized. The coding region runs from base 45 to 902 and encodes 285 amino acids. NCBI's taxonomy places the organism in Eukaryota, Metazoa, Arthropoda, Insecta, Diptera, Drosophilidae. The record is from RefSeq and is a predicted model, not a curated record. The transcript has 2 exons.